Molecule: messenger RNA, 5605 nt
Organism: Notodromas monacha
Lineage: Eukaryota; Metazoa; Arthropoda; Ostracoda; Podocopida; Cyprididae
Source: the annotation of a GenBank genome assembly
AUGAAGGCAUACGAAAGCAUCCAGAAAAACCUCAGCGUGAACUUCACAAAGAAGCUGGACGAGUGGGCAAAAAUGCGCAACUCCGGCACUACAUCACAGAGGCCUUCGGAACACCAAAUAAAAAAGCUCCCGCAAGACUUCACCAAGAAACUCCAGGAAUGGGAAAAGAAAAAGGCGAUGAAUGCUAGCAAAUCAUUGUCUUCUGCCGGCGGAAUAAUCACGCCGAGCCCGAAGCCCGAUCGGAAAUCCACGUCAGCAGCAGCAGCAGCAGUCCGAUCCCAGCCAAAACAAGAAUUGCAAAGCAAAUUUUACUCGAAAGAGGAAAAGAGCAGCGGGAAGCAUUCGAAUAAGGAGAAAGACAUGGCGUGGUUGGAGAAGGAACUCAAGAAAAUCGAGCGAGAAAAGCGGCGGCUGGAACGAGAGAAGGAGAAGUUUCUCCGACGAGAAGCCAGGUUGGAGCAGAUAAAAAUGGCUCUGCGAACUCCGGAGGAUGAAAAUCACCAGCGGGAAAUACUCGUGAGGACGGCUUCCGGAGCUUGUUUACGGUUUGGCGGAAUUAGCAGGUCAUUUGCUAGACGGCUUCUGGAAUGGGAAGAAAGACAAGGAAUCAGUCCAGAGGCCUCAGCCAUGGCUCUGCUGCACAAGCCCGGGAAAAGAUUACAAACUGUCGAAAUAAUCACCAGUAAACCAAAGGAAAAUUCCAAUUUUUUGGAUCCAAGCACAUUUUGGAACGUAACAUUGACUCGAUCUCGGUCAGAAGGUUCCAUUCACGAAUCUGGGAAUGCUGCUGCUGUACAAGCAACUAAAAAUCGAUCAUCGACACUAUCUUUGGAUGGAAUCGAGCGACAUGGCGGAGGAAGCAGCAGGAGUCACUCGGAACCCGAUCUUAAAUCGUCGAUUGACAAUGCGAGGAACCCAAUCGACGAUUCUCGGCUGCAAAAGGAAUCUUGUGCAAUAGUGGUAGACGUAGAGGAGUUGGUGGAAGAAUCGAAACCAAUCCGACCUCCGGCUCUUGCUGCUGGUAUUUUGGUCGAAGCACCUGCUCAACCUCCGCCACUCGUCACAUUCUGUGCACCUGAAGUCACCGAUUGCAUUCGAAUCCCGAUGAGCACACCGAAGAGCAGCGAAGGAGGAAAGGACCGAGACUCUCUGGGGAACGGAGGAAAAAAUCCUGCUGAUCGCUACAGUAAUCUUUUAGACGAAAACAUCAACAUAAUCGAACAAAUGCAGUCGAACGACGCAUUGUGCAAACGCAUUGAAACUCAAAUCGAAGAGCUGCAAACGAAGAUAGAGCACGUGGGUUGGCAUACGAGGGAACUCGGUACUCGAAAAAAUCGCGAAGAAGCAAAAGCAGGAGAAGCGAGUGACUCCGAAGAAGAGAAGAAACGCCUAGAGGACAGAAGAUUGAUGCUAAAAAUGAAGAUCAGUGAACUUGAGGCGUUUCACGAAAAACUCAGUCACGAUCGAGAGAAUCUCAAGAUCGCUUUGGAGAGAUAUGCUGCGAAACAAGAAAGACUGGCCCAAGUGCUUGUCGGAAAAAUUGAGGAAUUGGCGAAUGUUCACGGAAACAAAGACAUCUGGCAGAUUUUCGGGCAAGAAGCGAUGAAGUCGACCAAAUAUAAUCCUCAAUACCAGCGUGUCGAUGCCCUGUCUUCGGAGUUGCUUGAGCACUGGCAGAUUUUCGGGCAAGAAGCGAUGAAGUCGACCAAAUAUAAUCCUCAAUACCAGCGUGUCGAUGCCCUGUCUUCGGAGUUGCUUGAGCACGCUAGGGAUAUUGAAGCUCAACUGAGUGCUAGGAACCGAGAAAUCCGAUCGCUACACUUGCAGCUAAUUGAAAAGGGAAUGCACCGACUGCAGGAAUCGGAACCCGCUGGCAACUGCAGCAACCAUCAUUCCCGUUCCUGGUCGUCGAUUGAAGCUGUUGGGCCACAUGCCCUUUCGAAACUGCUGGAAAGUAGCGGAUUUGGUGCAGAUCGUGGCUUAUCGUCACUCAGAGAUGCUCAUCGUCGGACUUCAAAGCAAGAACUUAGCAGAAAAGUCAGGGAACUCAAAGCAGAACUGCUCAAGAUGUGGAACUCGCAAGAUGGUGUACAGCCGGAUAAACUCGACGAAGACGGUGGAAAUAUGGGUGAAAGAAGUUGGCAAGACCCGAGAUUGAGUGAUUCGUCGCCUUCGACGAGUGGGAAAAACGGCCUGGAUUCCGCAUCAGCCACGUUUCCCAGCAAGAAGUCAACUUUCAACGACGUCGUCAGUGACGAUCAAGUCGCCGACGACCUGCUGGAGGACCCUCCUUCAUUCCGCGAACUCCCAGCUGACGAAGACUUCGAGGAGGACUCGACGUCACUCAGCUGCUCCAAAGCCAGCAACAAGGACCAGCAGUCUCGGGCCGAAGACCCAAUGGACGACGACGAGAGCGAAUGUCAACCGACGCGGCAUCAUCAUCAUCAUCGUCAUCGUCACGGCCAGCACUCGUCCACAGAGUCGUCAGUGGUCGACCAUCAACUCAGUCCCACCAAGACUCCGUCUUGGAUGCAGAAUGACGAAUUCGAUGACGCGAAUAACGCGACGCAGUUCGUCAUCGCUUUGCCGUCGCCGUCGGCAGCCGGGGGUUACAUGAGGAAAACAUCGUCGGACUUGACGUCUUCGACUUCGGAUAGGACGCAUUCGCCGAGCAAGCAAAGCUCUGACGGGGAUUUCAGGGCAUUGACGGAUUCCGGAGAAGACAGUCUGCAGUUGUUUGAGCACCAGUCGUCGUCGCAGCAACGGGAUGACGAGACUCCUCCGCCUUGCGAGGAGUUUUUCUUCUCCCUCCCGAUCGGGUUCUCGCAGGGGUUUCAACUUGUUCAGCGAACGGAAGCAGACGAAGGCGAAGACACAUCACAAGUCGAAGCAAGGGGCACGAACAAGAGACGAAUUUCCAGGGACAUGUUUAGCAGGCAAAUCGCUUUCGACGACGGACGUGGAUUUGCGAACCUAGGGAAGCAACUUUCCGGGGCUUCUGAAGACACGUACAAGGCCAGUGAUUCCCCGACCGGAACUACGACGUUGACGCUGUCGAGGCAGAAUUCGGAAACGUCGACGACGAAUGCUGUCAAUAAUGAUGGUUCCGGUCUGGCUCACCGAGAGACAAUGAGUGACACGGGCGAUUUCGGGCAAUCGCCUGCUAUGUCCGCGUCGGCGAAUCACGACACCUGUUUCGCUGAACGAUUCAAUGCGUUAUCUCGCUCAGCCACGGAAGUAAGCUCCAGGUCAACGGGAGCCGGCUGCAUUUUCUCCUCAGCACAGGGGGAGCCGAGGCUCAUAGACAGGCCGGAAAUCGUGCCUACGCAAAUCAGGAAGUUAUUUUCGACGCAGCAAAGUUCUCCACAGACCUCCAGGUGUCGACUCGGACUUCCGGCGCCUACUUCCGACGACGAUGACGUCGACGCGGACUCCAAGAUCCCGAGUGCUGCUGGGGACGACGCUGAAACCCAGAGCAUCGUCAAAGUCAUUGUGCCAACGACAAAAUCCUUCUUCAAGUUUCCCCAGGACUCGAACAGCAGACCCCCUGCAAGACGAAAUACGGGUGAUUCGUUCCGCAAACCCAAAGAGCCCGACGAAGCAUCGAUCAACUCAUUGGGCUCGAAACCGACCCAAAAACAGCGAUGGAAAGUCAGUCGCAAAAUGAGCUCCAUUCUAAGAUCCAGAUCAAGUCCUGCAGUUCCAGACGCGGUGAAUGAUCGAACAGUGAGUCCAUCAUCCGUACGAUCAAUGGUCCAACACUACAACCGAUUUCUGAAGGGUACUCGUCGCAAAAUGGAAGACCCUGGAAAGACUUCAACGAUUGAAAAGAAGGAAGUUCAGAGCAAUGGCUCUGGUCCAAGCCCGGAGCCACGUCGGCCGCCGACAUUGCACCUGCCACCGCCACCUCAGCCUCUACCUGGGAUGACGUCAGUGUCGCCGGAAGCCCUGAUGGCGAACCAUGUCCGUCGAACCCCAUCCAACCGCCUGCGGGCAUGGAAAAUUCGUCGGGCUAGGGACGAGUUCUUCGCCCAGGGCCCCGCCGGACCAUUUUCGCACUAUUCCAGGAGCCUUCUGCCGCCGAGCAGUCCGGAUGAUCAGUUGGAUUCAGAUGCUCUCCAGGCGGUGUAUCGCAAUGCUGCUACGAACCCGAGUUUCAGGAGAUCUAGAAGACCCGAACCAGUUGCGGAAGAGAACAGAUAUUCAACUGGGAGCAACGUCAGUUCUCAAAGUGCGAGCAUGGCGACCUCUGACACCAACGAGCAGUACCAUCACACGGAAUAUCUUUCCCGUUCUGCGAGUACCGGCAGUCUCCANGAGUACAUUACAUUUGAACUUGAUUCGUCGUGUUCAGAAGUUCAGAGCAAUGGUUCUGGUCCAAGCCCGGAACCACGUCGACCGCCGACAUUGCACCUGCCACCGCCACCUCAGCCUCUACCUGGGAUGACGUCAGUGUCGCCGGAAGCCCUGAUGGCGAACCACGUCCGUCGAACCCCAUCCAACCGCCUGCGGGCAUGGAAAAUUCGUCGGGCUAGGGACGAGUUCUUCGCCCAGGGCCCCGCCGGACCAUUUUCGCACUAUUCCAGGAGCCUUCUGCCGCCGAGCAGUCCGGAUGAUCAGUUGGAUUCAGAUGCUCUCCAGGCGGUGUAUCGCAAUGCUGCUACGAACCCGAGUUUCAGGAGAUCUAGAAGACCCGAACCAGUUGCGGAAGAGAACAGAUAUUCAACUGGGAGCAACGUCAGUUCUCAAAGUGCGAGCAUGGCGACCUCUGACACCAACGAGCAGUACCAUCACACGGAAUAUCUUUCCCGUUCUGCGAGUACCGGCAGUCUCCAACAGUACUCUCAAGACCCCAAACCCACGCCCAGAAGACGUCAGAACCAAAGCAACCAUCACGACGCCCAGCACGGGUUACCCCCGUCUGGCCCGAAACCCCAAUUCCGGAAAUCCCGACGUCGCAUUUCCCCGCUGCCUUUGUCUCCGUCUCGAAUCAAAGCCCCCUUCGUGGAACUGGCUCAUAAGAUUCUGGGGGUCACCAAGUCCAGUCAUCAUCAACAUGCUGAUUCCCACCUGAUGAUGGACACCAACAACAGCAGGGGGGUCGACAGCAAACGGGAACGAGGAGCAGUUCAAGCCCUGUGUCGACAGAGUUUGAUCGUUGACGUCAGUGAGUGUACGGACGACGAUGACCAACAGCGACAGGAAGGACGACGACGAGAAUCCAGCAGUGUGGUCACUCAGAGCUGUCCCUCGUCACCCGUGGGGCGACAGAAAAGAGUGUCGUCCACUAAUUCCGCUGUCGAUGGUCGUCGUCAGCAGAAACGAUCACAACCGUGAGCCGUUUGCGUAAUUCGGCGAAUCCAAAUCCUCGGACAUGGUUCACGAAAUACGUGUUACAGUAUUUGCUUUUAAUUAUUUCGUAUGCAUGCGCACAAUUCCAGGAAAACAAAAUCGUGCGAUCAUAUGAUUCAGUGGAACAGUUCAUCUACUUUAUUGUUGGCAUUGAAUGUGAAUUGGACGAAGAUGGUGUAAACGGAGGCCUUUUUUUUCGUCGUUUUGAAUUUUCAUUUACUGAAGUGCCAAAAGACGAUCCGAAGUUUAAAAG